AUCAAAUGAAUGGCAUCUUCUUCUGGAAACCCUAGCUAUUUUUAGCUUUGAUGAUCUAUACACCGUCCCUAACGAACGAUCGGCUCAGGUUUGAGCAUGAUGAAUCACUUCGUGCCGACCUGUUGCCAAUAAACUUUCCGGCCUCAUAUGAGAAUGGAAAACUGGAGCAUUUUCUGCAUCGGUGGAUGAAGAAUCGAGAAAAGAAUUUAUUUAUAAUAAAAUGAAAGGGUUUGUGCAUCUUCAACGGCCUCCUAAUUGGCUCCUAACUAUAAUAUAAAAAAUAUGACUCUUAACAAUUUAGUACAAAUUUAAAAGUAUGAACUUCAACAAUGCUCUCUAUAUUUUUCCUCUAUAUCAUAUUUUAGUCAUAUUGGCUCUACUAUAACAAAGAUCCAAAUUCAAAAGUGGGAUUAAAUUGGAGGGAAGGAAUUUUUUAUUGAUAGAAAUAAGUUAAGAGCUAUGGGAUGUCUCCUAACUUUAAGAAGAAUAUAAAGAGAAAUAAGAGGCUCCUAGUAGAGCCACUUAUAAGAGUCUUUUGGAACAAUUUUUUUCUCAUCCUCCUCAAAUUUCAAGUUAAGAGCCUAAGUAAAGAGCCUCUUGGAGACCCUCUAACUCUAUUUAAGUAUCUAUUUAAGUAGAUCACUUUGGGUAUCACAAGUGUAAACCACUUUAGUCAUGGACUGGACUUGGCUAGCAAUUGCAGUUGUACUUGCUUACCUUCUCCAGACAUGGUUGAAGAAGAAAACUAUAGGAAGAAACUUACCACCAGGUCCAAGAGGCCUUCCCAUAUUGGGACACCUCCAUCUGUUAAGUAAAAACCCUCACCAAGAUUUGCAAAAACUGGCUGAAAAACAUGGCCCUAUUAUGUCAAUGCGUUUUGGAUUUGUUCCAAACAUCAUUGUGUCGUCGCCUCAAGCAGCUGAGCAGUUUCUUAAGACCUAUGACCUUAAUUUUGCUGGGAGGCCUUCUCUGGAGGCUUCUAAGUACAUUUCCUAUGGCCAAAAAAACUUGUCAUUUUCAACAUAUGGUCCCUAUUGGCGCAAUAUGCGCAAGUUGUGUACACUGGAUUUACUCAGUAAUCUCAAGAUCAAUUCUUUUCAAUCUAUGAGAAAGGAAGAGCUUGAGCUGUUGGUAGAUGAUAUAAAAAUUGCAGCUCGGGAAAGAACUGCUAUUGAUCUUGGUACCAAGGUCUCUUCUAUGAUCUCAGAUAUGACGUGUAGGAUGAUUUUUGGGAAAAGAUUCGAGGACAAAGAUUUAAGAGGGAGAAGGUUCCACGCCGUGAUUCAAGAGGGCAUGCAGCUGGCAGCUACCUUUAAUCUUGGUGACUAUUUUCCUUAUCUUGGUGUACUUGAUCUACAGGGAAUGACUAAAAAAUUGAAGGCUAUAGCAGCACUAUUUGAUAGUUUUCUGGAAAAAAUUCUUGAUGAGCAUGAGCAGUCAAAGGAGGAUAAGCAAACCAAGGACUUUGUUGACACCAUGUUGGACAUCAUGAAAUCUGGAGAGGCAGAGUUUAAGUUUGAUCGUGGCCAUGUCAAAGCUACUCUACUGGACAUGUUUGCUGGUGGAAUAGACACUGCUGCAACUGCCAUCGAAUGGCUAUUCUCUGAACUCUUGAGAAAUCCACGAGUAAUGAAGAAAGUUCAGAAAGAACUGGAAGAAGUAAUUGGUACGGACAAGAUGGUGAAGGAAUCAGAUCUAGAAAGCUUAAAAUACUUGGAUAUGGUUAUCAAAGAAUCCUUCAGGCUUCACCCAGUGGCACCGUUAUUACUCCCUCAUGAAUGCAUAGAGGACUGCACCAUUGAUGGCUUUUAUAUUCCUAAGAAGUCCCGAAUAAUCGUGAACACAUGGGCUAUAGGCCGGGAUCCCAAGGUAUGGAAAGAUGCAGAAACUUUCAACCCAGAAAGAUUUGUUGGGAGUACUAUAGAUCUUCGAGGACGUGAUUUCGAACUUCUUCCAUUUGGCUCUGGAAGAAGAGGGUGUCCUGGAAUACAAUUGGGUCUCACUGUCAUGCGCCUAGUGGUAGCUCAAUUGUUGCAUUGUUUUGAUUGGGAUCUUCCUAACGGAAUGCAGCCAUCAGAACUUGACAUGACUGAGGAAUUCGGGCUCGUUGUUGCAAGGGCUACGCACCUUGUGGCCAUUCCUACCUGUCGCCUUCACCAAAGCUAGGCGCCUAUCAAGUAAUACCGCUUGCUAUAAACAUUACAUCCUAUACUUAUGUUUAUGUAGUACUUCAUUGAAGUGUCUUGUACACAGGAACACCUCUUAUGUACUCAAAUGAAAAUGCAUUGAGAAAAUAUGAUUCCUUUUGUUUUAUUGCUUGGCCUCAAUCAUUCAUAGCAAGUAGUUUAGUUUUAUACUCACCAUCAGAUUCUUAAAUUUAGUUUAAAUUGUAACAAGUGCCUAAAAAUAGUCACAGAGAGCGAGAGGUCCCGGUAUUACACUGCGGCAAAUUCUGAUGAAACUAUUUGUGUAUAAAGGUAACUUAUGAUAUUUGGUGAA
This is a messenger RNA of Daucus carota subsp. sativus, 2499 nucleotides long. Its product is annotated as cytochrome P450 71AU50. The coding region runs from base 676 to 2166 and encodes 496 amino acids. The record is from RefSeq and is a predicted model, not a curated record. Lineage: Eukaryota; Viridiplantae; Streptophyta; Magnoliopsida; Apiales; Apiaceae. The transcript has 2 exons. Gene Ontology annotation, molecular function: monooxygenase activity; iron ion binding; heme binding.